This is a messenger RNA of Apis cerana (Asiatic honeybee), 5395 nucleotides long. It is a transcript of the gene Alk, whose product is annotated as Anaplastic lymphoma kinase. The record is from RefSeq and is a predicted model, not a curated record. Gene Ontology annotation, molecular function: ATP binding; protein binding; transmembrane receptor protein tyrosine kinase activity. Gene Ontology annotation, biological process: regulation of neuron differentiation; multicellular organism development; positive regulation of kinase activity. Lineage: Eukaryota; Metazoa; Arthropoda; Insecta; Hymenoptera; Apidae. Gene Ontology annotation, cellular component: signaling receptor complex; plasma membrane.
AUGAUCAGUGAUACGCGAUCCGAGGUGUUGACCGCGAAUUUCAAACAGGCGAGUCGCACCGUGCAUGACUGGCGGCGUAAAUUCGCCUUAAGCGGUAACCUAUUGUUGAGAAUUUUUCUUGGCCUUUGUUAUAUCACGGGUACAAACUGCGAUUGGAAAGAGAGAAUGCCGCGUGGGACCAACAACAACAUGCAGAUCACGAGCCACGAGUCUCAAUACGCCUGCGAUCUGGAAAAGACUUGCAAUUGGUCGUGGAAUCAAUUGGACAGUUUCAAGAAAACCAGCCCACCCUUGCGAAAUAAAUUGGGGCCUAACAUGGAUGCCAGUAAUUCUACUGAGGGGCAUUUCUUAUGGUUUACUGGCUACGGGAAACCUCAAAUAUGGUCCAGUAAAAUCUCUCCAACUGGACCACGUUGCAUAUUAGAAUUAGCUCUAUAUCAAGUUGAAAUGAGCAAUGGUAUUAUCAAAUUACUCAUAAUUACAAACAAUACAAGUUGGAUUGCCGCGGAGAGGCAAGGAAAUAAUCAUACAAAAUGGGAGAAAAUGCGUUUUACAAUAGGUACUAUCUCUCAACCACAUCAGUUAAUUAUAGAGAUGAUAGUACCCUAUUCUAAUUCUAGCAUCGCUAUUGAUAAUAUUCAACUAAUCGAAUGUUUUUCGGACUCAGAACCGAUAUGCACGGAAAACAUGUAUCGCUGUAAGAAUGGCUCGUGUUUAAACAGAACACGUGUCUGUGACCUAACAAAAGACUGCGCCGAGGGCGAAGACGAGGAGGACGACUGCGACAAAAUACCGAAGAACGCGAGAUGCAAUUUCGAGCAUGGAUGGUGUGGAUGGAAAAACAUACCGGGAAGACCUUUAAACUGGACCCUCCAUCGUGGCGCAACACCGUCCGAGAAAACUGGACCUAGUUACGAUCAUACAUACCGCAAUGCGUCCGGGACAUACGCGUAUGUAAGUAUGUCACCAAAAGUAGAAUAUGGUAGCCAUGGUACUAUUGAAAGUCCAUUGUACAAUCCUACACCACCUUAUAAUGGUGAUCCACAAAGUUUUUACUAUAAGUCGUGUCAAGUACGGUUUUUUUAUCAUCAAUAUGGUGCAAACAGCGGUUCUCUUGGAUUGUAUUUAGUUCAAGUAAAACCACAUCAACCCCAAUAUUACGACCGAUUAUGGUGGACUUAUCUUAGUGGUGACAGAAAUGACGUUUGGUACAAACAAGCUGUUUCUUUACCUGAUAUCAAAUACAGAUAUUUUCUUCAAUUUGAGGCAAGCAGAGGAUAUUACUCAAAAGCUGAUGUAGCGAUCGAUGAUUUUUCCCUAAGUCCAGAAUGUUUUGGCAUUGGAGUUCCUCCUGAAGUCGUAGGAGAUUUCAAUUAUUCUAACCCCGUCAUUGAUUCGGAAAAAAUCCCUGAUCAACACACAGACUUUGUUAACGAAACUGUUAUACAUAUUACCACAUGUGGAAAUACAGGAAGAAUAGGCCCCAAUUCUGAGCAAUGUAACGAGGAAUACAAUAGAACAGACAUAGAAUUAGUUACACCUUCACCAGAAGAAGAUCCCCUUUCUUUCAAUUUAAAUGGUAUUCAACGAUGGAUAGUACCUCGUGGUGGAUAUUAUACUUUAAUUGGAAUGGGCGCCCGUGGAGGAAAAGGUUCUAGUGGUAUGGGAAGCACGUUGGGUGCACUUGUCCGUGGUGUAAUCGAAUUAGAAAAGGGUGAUCAACUGUAUUUCAUGGUGGGGCAAGCAGGAAUGGAUGCGUGUCCUAAAAUCUUGGGACAGAAAUUAGACAGUUGUCAAGGCCCUGCAUAUGAAUCUUCCUUAGGAAUUUCCAAAGUACAUGAAGUAAGAAGGAUGAAGAUAAGAGAUGGUGGAGGUGGUGGUGGUGGUGCAACGUACAUUUUUACAUUAAAAAGUAAUGGAGAACAACAUCCCAUACUUAUCGCAGGAGGUGGAGGUGGUUUAGGAUUAGGACAAUUUAUUGACAAUGGCCAUCAACAUGGUCGAGGACCCGCUCCUCCUGGAAGACAACCUACUUCGGGUACAGUUCUUUCAUCACAAGCAGAUAGCCCAGGCGGCCCAGGUGGAGGAUUGAACGAGUCAUCGGGUAUGGGUCAACGAACUACAGCAGGCGCGCCCCUUGUUAGGGGUGGCGUAGGCGGAAUUGGUUGCGGACCUAGAAAUCACGGAAACGGAGGAUUCGGCGGCGGCGGUGGUGGAUGUCUUACUGGAGGUGGUGGAGGUGGCUACAUAGGUGGUAAUACCGGUCACAAGGAACUUGGUAACGGUGAAGGUGGUUACUCCUACGCCAGCAGCGAGCUUAUGUACGUUCACUUCCUGUCAGGAAUAAAUCAUGGGCCAGGAGAGGUUUACAUCAUUCCUGCUAUCAGUGGUUGUGGUUGUGACUUCCGUUGCAUCUCUCUCGAUCAGUACCUUAGCGAGACAAAGUGUCUCUGUCCUUCAGGCUGGUUAUUGAGUAAUAAUUCAAGAUCUUGUGUUCCCGAUGACAAUGUUUUAGGUGAUUCAAAAGUUACGCAUCAACCGUUCAUGAUACCCCUUAUAGUUGUAAGCAUUGGCCUACUCUUUGCUUUCACCGCUCUCUGCCUACUACUUUAUAAUCGUUACCAAAAUCGAAAGGCGCUUAUACAACGGCGACAAGUAAUGUUUGGUAACGGAACUGAAUUAACGUCGCUGCAAGCUGUUUCCGACACUAUAAUGACCGAAUUCAAUCCGAACUAUGAGUUCGCUGGAAAUCUUUAUAGUUUUAAAGACUUGACGCAAAUCCCACGCGAAUGUAUAACUUUGAUAAGACCGCUUGGUCAAGGAGCUUUUGGCGAAGUUUUUCAAGGUGUGUAUAGAUAUAGACGGAAUCAAGAACAACCUGUCGCUGUGAAGGCAAUCCCCUCUUCGUCUAGGCCUCAGACGGAAGCUGAUUUCAUGAUGGAAGCUCUGAUAAUGAGCAAAUUUAAUCAUCCCAAUAUCGUACAUUUUAUUGGAGUUUCUUUCGAGAGAAAUCCAAAGUAUAUCGUGUUAGAAUUGCUCGCUGGAGGGAAUUUGAAGAACUUUCUUCGAGAAGAAAGACCACGCGCGGAUCGGCCCACUUCGUUGAGGAUGCAGGAUUUGAUAAUGUGCGGAUUUGACGUAGCGAACGGUUGCAAAUAUAUGGAAGAGGCCCGAUUUAUUCAUCGAGAUAUCGCCGCGAGAAAUUGUUUGCUCACGUCUAAGGGACCCGGUCGUAUAGUGAAAAUCGCGGAUUUCGGGAUGGCAAAGGAUAUUUAUAGGAGCGAUUAUUACAGAAAAGGAGGCAAGGCGAUGUUACCGAUUAAAUGGAUGCCACCAGAAAGUUUUCUAGAUGGAAUAUUCACUACGAAAACUGAUGUUUGGGCAUUUGGCGUGUUACUAUGGGAAAUUAUGUCUUUCGGUUAUAUACCUUACACUGGUUGUACUAAUAGAGAAGCUAUGACAAUGGUAACGUUAGGAGGUCGUUUGGAAAAACCUGCAGGAUGUCCUGAUCCUAUUUAUGGAUUAAUGACACGAUGUUGGCAUCCACGCCCUGAAGACCGGCCUAGUUUUGCAACUAUCGUCGAGAGAAUUGGUUACUGUUUACAGGAUCCUGAUGUGAUAAAUCAUCCAACCCCCAAUUUCGAUAUUUUGCCAAUCUGCGAUCGUGAAGUGACGAUAAUGAGACCUGAUCCAGAAACAGAAUGUAUCAAUGUACAGUCAGAACUGGAUGCAUGUGGAUACAUGCAACCCAGAAUUAUCGAUUCUCGAUCAGCUAGUCAACGCAUGGCUCAAGCUAUUGCGAGCAAUAAUCCUAAUCUCAGAAACGAAAAUCCGAAUCGAAUGAAUUCGAAUGAAAGAAAUAAUAUGCAAGGACGAUUUCAAUCAAUUCCAUAUGGCACUAAUACAGAUUCUGAACAAACCUUGGGUGGAAACGCGAGUCGCGAAGAUUUUAAGGAUGAAAAUAUUCAUUCAGAGAACAAACAUAAGGCUGACAAUUUAAAUUGCGAGGAGAAAAGCGUACAUCGAACUUCGACGGACAUCGAAAAUAGGUUAAGGAACACGGAUAAUGGUAAUAAUCGUGCAUCAAGUAUCGAGAAUCGUCGAAAUAGCACGGUUGAUAUUACGGACAUAGAUAGAAGGAAUGGCAAUGAAAGCAUAACUACCACUGAGACCAAUUCUGAUUCUUUAAUCGUUGCUUCCUCGGAUACACCGCCUGAUACGAUCAAUUCGUCACCGAACACACGUAGUCGAUCCCCUAGUCACACUGGCCUAAAUACGAGCGCCACUAAUGUUAAUGGAAUGUUAAAGAAAAACGCCCUAAAGGCUGCGCUCAGUUUGGAUCCUAGUGCUCUGUGUCGUGGCACGAUACCGUACGAAAAAAUAGCAUUCUCGCCACCACCACAGCGUUCAAGUACCCCUGGCAGCAUGGAGAUCAAGAAGUUCUAUGUAUGAUGGAACUAUCGUCUCUCUGUUCUUCACACGAAGGAUCUUCUGGGUCAUGAGCUUCCAAAGGAAGAGGAAUGCUUUUGCUGAAAUUUGUACAAAGGGGAGUGACAGAAUUCCCCGAUAGUCAAUGUUACAAUGCAUUCGACUAAAUCAUUGCGACGUUCCGCAACUGUAAACGCAGUUUCUAUGGCUAUACGUUUCAAGGAAUCAUCAUCAUUUUUAUGGAUACGAAAUGAAGAAUAUUCGCGUCAUGUAUACUCCGAAGAAACGUUGCUAUAAGUGGAAAUUUCUUGAACAAAUGAAUUGGUAUUAUUUUUUCAUUCCUUUUUGUUUUUCUUUGUUUUUUCCUUUUUGUUUUUAAACGUGAAAAAAAGUUAUUUUUAUCCAUAUACCAGAGGAAAGAUUUUAAUUGAGUUUAUUAAAUGGAUGGUCACGCAUUCUCCAUUAUGAUGCAUAUUAGGGGAAUAUAGAAGUUUUUAAAAAAUAAGAGAAUUUUUUUUUAAUCUAUCGUAGUUUAGGUAAUAUUUUAGUUUAUAAAUAAGAAAGUUUUUUUAUGUUUUUAUUUAUUUUUUAGAAGCUUCAAAGUGAAUUCCCUUCAUCAUAUGGCGACACGAACGAAAAUAAUCAUCGAUAAAAUUUAUUUAUAGUAGCAUAUAUCGAAUAUAAGGAAUUGUAAAACAAAAAUGAAACAUUAUGAGCUUGAGGUCGUCCGUUAUUAAACUCAACUAAAUCCUUUUUCUCAAAACUCACACGAACACGAACACACUUACGAUACACACUUGCGGGCGUAAAGUUAUAUACGUAUCUACAUAUUACAUGUAAAAGAAUUUAAAAAAAUAGAAAAAAAGAAAAAAGAAAGAAUUAGAAAAAAUGAAACGUACUAUCGUAAUGUUUAACAUACGUACGCAAAAGAAAAAAAUAAAAAAAAAUAAAAAAAAAAAAAAUAAAA